AUGCCUUUACAUCUUCUAGGCAAGAAAUCAUGGAAUGUCUACAACCCCAAGAAUAUCGAGCGCGUAAGGCGCGACGAAGCGGCAGCGAAAGCCCGUGAGGAGGCCAAAGAGCAACGCCAGCAAGAAGUCGAUGCCGAACGUCGCCUAGCCAUUCUACGAGGCGAGGUACCCCCGCCUUUACCCCCUUCCGACCAGCUAGGCGGCGAAGAUGAACCUCGCGACCGAAAGCGAAAUCGAUACGAGGAUCAGAAAGAGUCAAGUCGGGGUAGAGAGAAGAGAAAGCGAAAGCGCGCAGGCGAAGAUGAUACCGAUUUCGAAUUGCGCCUUGCGCGCGAGCAAGCAGAAGCUACGCAGGCAACGGGCGAUGCGCUAGUAAAAAGAACCAGUAAUGCGCCGCUCGUCGACCAUACGGGUCACAUAGACUUGUUUCCCGAAGAGAGGCCGCGCGUACCCAUAGAGAAAAACGAAGAGGCUGAACGGGAAGCUGCUAAGAAGAAGAGAGAAUACGAAGAUCAAUACACCAUGCGCUUCUCCAACGCUGCGGGCAAGGAUGGGUUGGUUGGCCCGUGGUAUGCAAAAGGUGGCGAUAUCAAGGAUAUCGUAGACGGAAACCUAGAAGCUCCAAGUAAGGACGUAUGGGGUAAUGAAGACCCGCGACGAGAGGAACGGGAAGCCGCACGCGUUGUAGCCAAUGACCCUUUGGCUAUGAUGAAGAGAGGGGCCGCAAAGGUUAGGGAGGUGGAGAAGGAAAGACGGAAAUUGAACGAGGAGAGGGACCGAGAACUAAAGCAGCUUCGGAGAGAAGAGAGGAGGCGAGAGAGGAGGCAGCGGCGCGAAGGGAAGGAUGGCCAUGACGACCUUGAAGGGUUCUCUCUAGAUGGUACAGCUUUUAGCCGGCCGCUACAUCGUCCCAAAGACGACGAUGAUCAUCACCAUCGACAACGACACCAUCAUUCCCGAGAUGAAAGUAGGCGAUCUCGACGCCACUCCGAACAUAGACAUUCCGAACACCGGGAACAUAAGGAGCACCGGCACGACAACGAGAAACGAAGUUCCAGACCAGAUCGCCCAGAGCGAGAUGAAGGACAAUCAAAACACGGCAGGCGACGAGAGGGGAGGACAGACAAUUAUUAG
This is a messenger RNA of Daldinia caldariorum, 1134 nucleotides long. RefSeq lists its product as uncharacterized. The record is from RefSeq and is a predicted model, not a curated record. Bases 1 to 1134 code for a protein of 377 amino acids. NCBI's taxonomy places the organism in Eukaryota, Fungi, Ascomycota, Sordariomycetes, Xylariales, Hypoxylaceae. The transcript has 2 exons.